This is a messenger RNA of Cervus elaphus (red deer), 3429 nucleotides long. Its product is annotated as LWamide neuropeptides-like. The record is from RefSeq and is a predicted model, not a curated record. Lineage: Eukaryota; Metazoa; Chordata; Mammalia; Artiodactyla; Cervidae. The coding region runs from base 1946 to 3034 and encodes 362 amino acids. The transcript is spliced from 2 exons.
AGGAAGUCUGGAAGAAACUGUCCUGUCCCCACCUCUCCUACACACACACACACACUCACUUUUUUUUUAAUGCUCGGUUUUAAGCAUUGUUCUCUAGAACAAGCCAAAAAUGCUCUUGACUUUGGUUAAAAUAUUAAUAUUUAAUCUCUAUGUAUUGAUACUUACAACACUACUUUCCAUUUUGCCUGUGUGAAGGAUUAAAAAAAUUUUUUUUUCAUUAAACUAUAGUAGGACAAGCAUGCAGGUAGUAAAUCAUUGUGGUUUUCUACUGAAGCAAGUACCAAAAUCAAUAAAUAUAAUUGAUAUAUAGGUUUAGGAAAGAAAAUGAUUUCUCUUAGUUUUAGAAUCAUGCAAAAACACCAUUUGUAGUCAUUUCAAAUAAAACAGUCUCAGAUUUUUGUGUGGUUUCUCUUAUAUAAAAGAUUCUACUAAGAUGUCUUAAACUAUCUUUGAGGUGUAAUUUGCUCUAGUUAGUGAUUAAUUUUGAGAAACUUAGGUUAGUCCUACUUAGAACCCAACCUCUUGGAUUUCAUUUGUCUCACUGGUGCUUUCUUUGUAAAAUCCUUAUAAAUUUCAGUAUACAUGACGGAUUUCUCCAGUGUGAGCCGGUGAGCUUACUCUGAGGUCUCUCCCUGAGGCCCCAUUGUCCUUGACUUUAACUCUCUCCUCCUGCUGGAGUCAUUGCGCUUUGCAGUUCUGCCUCAUCGUGUCUUGGCUGUCUCACCAACUGUAAUGUCAGUUCUUCAAAGGCAGGAACUGUUAGCUUUGUUUUUAAAUCUCCCUUUUGUUAAUAAGUGGAGACCAAACUAAUUCUUUGAACGUCAAGCAUCUGAGUGUUUCUGGGUAACAAAGAUAGCUCAUUAAAAAAAGCUUGUUGCAUUGAGUUAUUGUUAAGUUGGCCUGAAUUACAGAACAUUCCCAUUCUGCAAAUUUCCUAUCCUUUACAUUUCACCUGACAAGACUUUGUGUGUGUGUCUGUGCACAUGUUUGUAUACACUAACUUUUCACUUUGCUGAUGAGGAAAUGGAAAUAAAAAAGUGGCUUAACCAAUGUCAUAUAGCUUACUGUCUAUUCAGGGCAGAAUUCGAAUCCAGAUCUCCUGACCAAAUGCCUUCCCAGACCCAUUUACUUCUUUUCCAUUCAGUUCAACAAAUGGUUUGGGGAUUUUCUGGUAAAGCCCUGUGUUAGGCAGAACAGCUGACAGCAAAGUGUCAGAAUCUCCUAAGCCGUGCCCCACAUGUCUGUCUGCUGAGCCCAUGACUGUGUAGGAGGAAGGGAGCAAUAACAGGCUGUGAGUGCAGGCAUGGCCUGCCUUCCCACACUGCUCUUCGGAUCUUCCCUCCCACCCUUCCCUGACAGAGAACAUGAGGUUUUGGUGUGGGCUCUCAUUUCCAAAUUUUCCAUUCUUUAUGUAUUUAAUUAGACAGCAGUUCCUACUUUGAUUGAACUUGGACUAUGAGAUCUGAAAUUCUGCUCUCAAGCCUAUCGUCAUUAGAGAGAAAAAUUAACUUGUUGAACAAUACAUAUCAUUAAUUCUAGCAGAUUAGUGAACGUAGAUAAAUCUAACAUCAUUGCUAGUAAUCUUUCUAUGGGAGUAAAUAGCCAUAAUUAAGAUUUUUUUUUUUUUUAAUCCACCAGAGACAUCUACAGAAUUAGUUUCUUACUAGGGGAAGUUAUAUCUGAGACAUUGUGCGUUUUAUUUAAGUAUUUUUUUUCCCUUCUGUGUAAUUCUUCCCCCUUUUUUGGCUGGGUCUUAAUUGCUUCACGUGGGCUUUCUCUAGUUGAGUGAGCGGAGGGAUGCUCUUCGCUGCAGUUUGCAGGCUUCUCAUUGCAGUCAUUUUGUUGCUGAGCACGUCGAGGUGCCUGGGCUCCAGUCGCUACAGCCUGUGGGCUCCGCGGUUGCAGCCUGUGGGCCUCAGUCGUGUGGUGUGUGGGCUCGGGACGCAUGGGCUCCGGGAUGUGUGGGCCUCGGCCGUGUGGUGUGUGGGCUCGGGACGCACGGGCCUCGGGGUGUGUGGGCCUCAGUCGUGUGGUGUGUGGGCUCGGGACGCACGGGCUCCGGGAUGUGUGGGCCUCGGCCGUGUGGUGUGUGGGCUCAGGACGCACCGGCUCCGGGAUGUGUGGGCCUCGGCCGUGUGGUGUGUGGGCUCGGGACGCAGGGGCUCCGGGAUGUGUGGGCCUCGGUCGUGUGGUGUGUUGGCUCGGGACGCACGGGCUCCGGGAUGUGUGGGCCUCGGCCGUGUGGUGUGUGGGCUCGGGACGCACCGGCUCCGGGAUGUGUGGGCCUCGGCCGUGUGGUGUGUGGGCUCGGGACGCACCGGCUCCGGGAUGUGUGGGCCUCGGCCGUGUGGUGUGUGGGCUCGGGACGCAGGGGCUCCGGGAUGUGUGGGCCUCGGCCGUGUGGUGUGUGGGCUCGGGACGCACGGGCUCCGGGAUGUGUGGGCCUCGGCCGUGUGGUGUGUGGGCUCGGGACGCACGGGCCUCGGGGUGUGUGGGCCUCAGUCGUGUGGUGUGUUGGCUCGGGACGCACGGGCUCCGGGAUGUGUGGGCCUCGGCCGUGUGGUGUGUGGGCUCGGGACGCACGGGCUCCGGGAUGUGUGGGCCUCAGUCGUGUGGUGUGUGGGCUCGGGACGCACGGGCUCCGGGAUGUGUGGGCCUCGGCGGUGUGGUGUGUGGGCUCGGGACGCACGGGCUCCGGGAUGUGUGGGCCUCGGCGGUGUGGUGUGUGGGCUCGGGACGCACGGGCUCCGGGAUGUGUGGGCCUCAGUCGUGUGGUGUGUGGGCUCGGGACGCACGGGCUCCGGGAUGUGUGGGCCUCGGCGGUGUGGUGUGUGGGCUCGGGACGCACGGGCUUCGGGAUUGGCGCACACAAGCUUGGGCUCAGCGGUUGCAGCUCCCAGGCUGUGCUGCCCCACCGCAUUGGGAAUCUUCCCAGACCAGAAAACAAGCCUAUGUCCCCUGCAGUGGCAGGUGCAUUCUUGUCCACUGUGUCACCAGGGAAGCCCAAUUCUUCCCUUUUAAAGUGACACUGUGAAAUUGUUGUUAACGAUUUGUUCAUAUUUUCCACUCUGUCUUUAGAGAUUGUACAAUAGGCUGUACUUUGGGUAAUCCCUCACGUGGUAGUUGAAUUGGAGAGGCUUUCAUCUGGAAGGACCUUAAGAGUCCUGUCGUCUGGAGAAAAAUGCCUGUUAGGCACAUUAUUCUUUGGUAGAAUUUGCCUUUUUUUUUUUUUAUAAGAUUUAUUGAAGUAUAAUUGACAUAUAGUAAACUGCACAAGCUUAAAUUAUAACGAUUUAAUACUUUGACACACAUACAGCUGUGAAACUAUGGUCGUAGUCAGGAUAUCAACGUGUCCGUCACCCCCCACAUUUUGCUUCUGCUCCUUUGUGGCAUGUCUCCCCUCCUGUCCAUCCUCAGGUGACCAUGGAA